Molecule: messenger RNA, 3865 nt
Organism: Heteronotia binoei (common prickly gecko)
Lineage: Eukaryota; Metazoa; Chordata; Lepidosauria; Squamata; Gekkonidae
Gene: DIS3L2
Product: DIS3 like 3'-5' exoribonuclease 2
Biological process (GO): miRNA catabolic process
Cellular component (GO): P-body; exosome (RNase complex)
Molecular function (GO): RNA binding; 3'-5'-RNA exonuclease activity
Source: RefSeq, a predicted model, not a curated record
UUUCUUUCACCCGGAAGCAAAAGGGAAGGCGGAAGUGGGGAUUCUGAAGGAGUCAACAGCUGGAAGGAGGCAGGUGAUAUUCCUUGAAAAUGGAGCCUCAAGGGAUUGCUCGAGGUGCCCCUACGCACAGGCCCAAGGAUGGCCCCAGCAAGCCCGCCGUGCCCCAGAAGAACGCUUACGCCCGCCUUGUGCAGAAACACCACAGCGGACGGUUCCGGUCCUAUCUUCACCACAUUGCCCAGAAGCUUCAGCUGGAAGAGAGCUGCCUCAACGACUUGGGCUCGGACCCCGAAGCCCCCUUGAAGAGCGGCCUGGUGAGGGAGGCCCUCUCGUGGAACGGGGUGCUGGCGCCCGGCUGCUCACCUGUCAGGGCCCCGCAACCGGGACCCGAGAAUCCGAGCGAGAGCAACGAGCCGGGUCUUGCCAGGAGGAAAAGAGAUCCCGGCCCUGGCAGAGGCGUGGGGGAUGAGCUAGUGGAAGAAGAGGAGCUCGCUCCUAAUUGGCGUGGCGAUGCAGCUGUCCUGUCGAGCGCGAGGCAGGUACGGGGCAGCCAAGGGAUGUCUCCCAGGCCGGACUUCUCUCCGCACAAAACCUCCGGCUUUGAAGAGAGGGGCAGAGACGAGUCGUGGAGGAGCAGCCGGGAGGGCCCCGCUGUCACGGGCAGAGCAGAGAGCUUCGCUUCGCCGGGGCAGUUCGGCGCGGAUUUGCCCGCCACGAACCCCAGGAAGGCCGGUCAUUUGUCUCCCAGCCGAACCCAGGGAGGAGACAGGCGAGGAAUAGCGAGGACCAGGAACAACUCUGAAUCGGCCAGAGCCGCUCCAAACGUGGACCGGAGGCACCAGCUCUCUGAACCCCAGGCAGACACGAUGAGCAGCUCGGACUGCAGGGUGACCCUCAGGCAGCUGGGGACUCCCAGAGGAGGUCCCCACGCUGCUGCUUCAGCCCCCGGAGACAGAAAGAAUCGGAAUAAGACAACUCGAGGCGGCCGGAAGAAGGUGUUUGAAGCCUACAUGCCAAAGGAGGAGGUCUCGGCAGGCCUGAAAAGGAAGCAACUGAUCCAGGGACCCUUGAGAAUCAACCCCAAGAAGUACCACGAGGCCUUCAUUCCAUCUCCAGACGGUAUCCGGGAUAUCUUCAUUGACGGUGUUGUUGCUCGCAACAGAGCUCUGAAUGGGGACAUUGUGGUGGUGAAGCUGCUUCCAAAGGACCAGUGGAAGGUGAUCAAGCCUGAGGGCAGUGAAAGUGAAACAGGAGGUACUCAAGAGACAGAUGCCCCCAGCAAUCCACCGGGUGCCUCCAUGCAGAACAAUCCAGCCAAAGGGGACGCCGACAGCCCAGAUGUUAUCAUAGAAGCUCAGGUUGACGAUGACAACGAGGAUGUCGAAAGCCGGCAGGAGAGCUCGAAGGAGGCAAUGGAUCUCGGACGGUUGUCCCUGGGAGCUGGCGAAAAGGGACCGGACCCAGAGGCCUGUGUCGGCUCCCGUGCAAAAUCGGAAGGCUCCUCCAAGGUGAACGACCCGGAGCAGUUUCUUCAAAAGACGGGCAAGGUGGUCUACAUCUUGGAGAAGAAGCACUCGAGGGCAGCGAUGGGCUCCCUCCGGCUCCUGACCGACCGCAACAGCGAGCUAUUCAAGAAGUGUGCCAUGUUCUCUCCCGUGGACCACAGGUUGCCUCGUGCCUACGUGUCCCUGGCUGACUGCCCGCCAGACUUUGCCUCCAGACCCGAGGACUAUUCCAACACCCUGUUCGUCUGCCGUCUCACGGACUGGAGGGAAGACAGCAAUUUUGCCUUUGGCCAACUGUCCCAGAGCCUCGGCCAGGCUGGGGAAGUCGAGCCGGAGACAGAAGGCAUCCUGACGGAAUACGGUGUGGAUUUCUCCGACUUCUCCCCGGAGGUCUUGCAGUGCCUGCCGCAGAGCCUGCCGUGGGUUAUCCCGCCAGAAGAGCUUGCCAAGAGACGAGAUUUAAGGGAGGAAUGCAUCUUCACCAUUGACCCAUCCACGGCCAGAGACCUGGACGACGCCUUGUCCUGCAAGCUGCUUCCGGAUGGUAAUUUUGAAGUGGGAGUGCACAUCGCCGACGUCAGCUAUUUCGUGCUGGAAGGAACGGCGCUGGAUGGAGUCGCGAGCCAGAGGGCCACAAGCGUCUAUCUGGUGCAGAAGGUGAUCCCCAUGCUUCCAAGACUCCUCUGCGAAGAGUUAUGCAGCCUCAACCCCAUGGCUGACCGGCUCACUUUCUCCGUCAUCUGGAAACUGACUCCCGAAGGAAAGAUCCUCGACGAAUGGUUUGGGCGGUCGGUGAUUCGUUCGUGUGCCAAGCUCAGCUACGGCCAUGCCCAGAGCAUGAUUGAGAACCCCGAGAAAGUGUUUACGGCAGAGGAGCUCCCUCCUGUGUCUCCCCAGCAUUCAAUCAACGGAAUCCACCGGGCGGUCCUGAACCUCCACCGGAUCGCCAAGCAGUUACGCAAGCAGCGCUUUGUCGACGGCGCUCUCCGCUUGGAUCAGCUGAAACUCUCGUUUACUUUGGACAAGGAGAGCGGGAUGCCGCAAAGCUGCUACGUCUAUGAGUAUCGAGACAGCAACAAGCUGGUGGAAGAGUUCAUGCUUCUGGCCAACAUGGCCGUGGCUCACCACAUCUACCGCUCCUUCCCGGCGCAGUCCCUCUUGCGGCGCCACCCCCGCCCCCAGACCAAGAUCAUGAACGACCUGGCUGAGUUCUGCAGCCAGAUGGGCCUGGAGAUCGACUUCAGCAGCGCCGGGGCUUUGCACAAAAGUCUGACUGAAACUUUCGGGACUGGCAAAUACGCCGAAGCCAAGAAAUCGGUGCUGACCAACAUGUUCUCCAGGCCCAUGCAGAUGGCUGUCUACUUCUGCACCGGGGUGCUAAAGGACGAGGCUCUUUUCCACCACUACGCCCUGAACGUCCCCCUGUACACCCACUUCACGUCGCCCAUCCGCCGCUUCCCGGACAUCAUGGUGCAUCGACUGCUCUCCGCUUCUCUCGGUUCCAGCCCCGCCCCGAGGAUGAACUGCGACGAGAUCCAGAAGCAAGCCGAUCACUGCAACGACCGGAAGAUGGCUUCCAAGAGGGUGCAGGAGCUGAGCGCCGAUCUCUUCUUUGCCAUCUUUGUAAAGGAGCAUGGCCCCUUGGAGUCAGAAGCCAUGGUGAUGGGCAUCCUCAGCGAAGCCUUUGAUGUCCUGGUGCUGAAGUACGGCGUCCAAAAGCGCAUCUACUGCAAUGCUUUGCCUCUGGUGGGAUUCCACUUCCAGAAGGUGGGCAAGAAGCCGCAGCUGAGCCUGGUGUGGGAGCCGGAGAGUCCCGAACGGGAGGCCGUACAACAGGAUAUCGCCAUUUUCACCUUGGUGGAGGUGGCGCUGAAGUCGGACAGCGCCCCCUUGAGGUACAGCGCGGUGCUGAAGAGGCCCAACGCGGCGGAGAACGGCGCCUCCUGAGGGACCCGGCCUCUCCCGGGUCAGUUCCGCCAAAGCCGCCGUGAGCCCCACAGAGGCCACCCCCUGCAAAGACACUCUCCAGGAAAAAGACAGCCCGCAGGCCUUCUGGUUUAGUGGGUCGGUGGGUUUUUGUUUUAACCGAUGUUUCUUUUUUAACCCGAGGGGGCAGCAGUGGAAAUUGCAGGAACUCAAAACUCUUUUGGCUUUCUUCGUCUUCUUUUUGGUGGGAUCGUUUUACACCCCGUUUUCCCCACGGCCCCAACGGACUCAGGGCUUCCCAGCUGAAGCGGUGUCUUGGGCCCUCCGUAUCUUGUGUGCGUAUCGCUGACCGUGAGGUCCCGGUAAGCAUCUGCUGAAACGGUCCUUACUGUAACCUCUUCCACACUGUAAUAAAAACGUGGCCCACAGUGGAA